Molecule: messenger RNA, 1587 nt
Organism: Microbotryum saponariae
Lineage: Eukaryota; Fungi; Basidiomycota; Microbotryomycetes; Microbotryales; Microbotryaceae
Source: the annotation of a GenBank genome assembly
AUGUCUGCACGGCCUGCACGACCAAAUUUCCCGGAGCCGCAACAUGCUCUGCCUCCGCCGCUAUCAAAUGGUGAGUUUGUUCUCUGGUGGCCGGCGAGCCCGCUCCCGGCACGCGCUCUCCAAGGCUGACCCGGCCCGCUUUGCUACCUCUUUGCAGCAACACCGGGUUCCUCUCUGCCGGCAAGUGCGCGAGCGUCUGCCCCACCGGGUUCGUCAACGCUCCCAGCACCCGCACCUGCGUCACUUGCAACCGAUUCGACAACCUCGCCGCGACUUGCACCGCCGGCAAGAUCGCGACCUGUAAUUCGGGAGCCUACGUGAGUUAUGGCUGGCUGGCUGGCGACGCGCUUCUGAUACCACGCUACGACGAUCGUGUCUGAAUUUUUUGUUUUGCUUCUUCGCCUGAUUCACCCACAGCUGAAACUCAACUCGGGCCAAAAUGACUGCGUUGCUUGCACGUCCGUCAACUCGUUCGCCACGACUUGCUCCAGCGCCACAGUCGUCACCGCCUGCACGGCACCGUACACCGUCUCGGCCGACAAGAAGUCCUGCGUGCUCGGUUCGGCCUGGUCCUACUACCUUGCGUCGUCGAUCCCAGAUGUCUCGUACGACUCGAACGUCCAGACUCCGAUCAUCUGCGGUCGCGGCGCCGUCAGCAAGGGCUCGCAGGUCGCCGUCUUUGACACGAGCUCGUUGACGUGCUUCUCCACCUCGUCGUCCGCGACCGCGGCUGUGCCCAAGCUCACCUGGGACGCUGAUUCGACCGUCAUGGUCCUCGGCUCGUGCAAGACCAACAACGCGCUCAUUCCCAGUGCCAAGGCUCGCUGCCGCGAUGUGACCCUCACGGCCUCGUCGUGCACCCUGACCGCCGACAAGUCCGCUUGCUCGACCCUCCUCACCAGGUGCACCGGAUCGCAAUUCCGAAACUUCAGUCAGUCCCUCUGUGUGAUGACGCACCAUCUCCGAACUCGCACCCUUGACUGACCCUCACUUCCACCUGCUGCUGCCUCCUCAGACGGAAUCUGCCAAGACUGCGCCUCGACCUACCAGGACUCGCUUACGUGCGACCUGUUCAACGGUGCGACAACCUGCAUCGACGGUGACUUCCUCAACAACGGUACUUGCUCGUCCUGCUCGACCUUUGACCCCAACGCCGCCAGCUGCGCCGCCAACGGCACCGUCAGCGACUGCAACAACGGCUGGGUCCUCUCGGGCAACGCCUGCGUCGUCGACACCUCCGCUCCCGCUUCGGCCGUCGACACGGCCUGGUCGUACUACCCCGACUCGAUGGUCGCUUCGCUCUCCGUGCUCAACACCGACUCGGCGGACCAGUACGACUGCGCCGAAGCCAUCUACGCCUCAAACCUGACGAUGGGUGCAUUCGAUCCCGUCGCGGGCAACUGCUACGCCGCCAACGCGACGGACCCGAUCCUCUCUUCGAUCACCGACGUCGACGGCGCGAGCGUGUUCGUGAUCGAGACCUGCGCCGCGAACCAGGCCUCGGUCCCGACCGACCAGGGCAACACCUGUUACGACCUCACCCUCGAUGACCAGUCCUGUCAGGUUAACGGCCAACCCUGCUCGUAA